Molecule: messenger RNA, 1786 nt
Organism: Centruroides sculpturatus (bark scorpion)
Lineage: Eukaryota; Metazoa; Arthropoda; Arachnida; Scorpiones; Buthidae
Product: astacin-like metalloprotease toxin 5
Exons: 5
Coding region: 516-1346 (276 amino acids)
Biological process (GO): proteolysis
Molecular function (GO): zinc ion binding; metalloendopeptidase activity
Source: RefSeq, a predicted model, not a curated record
AAUUAUACUUUGUAUAAGAGCUUUAUGGAAAAUGUGGAUUUAGCAAAUAACGAAACCUUUAAUUAUACUUUGUAUAAGAGUUCUAUGGAAAAUGUGAAUUUAUUCGAAGGCGAUAUUAGAUUGGAUACGUCAUUCGGAGAGGUGAUUUAUAAAUUUUUACACAUUUAACCUUAGUUUGUUCAUUUUUAGGACCUACACUAUUGUUUUUGGCGACUCGAGAGAAAAGCGAUGUCGGGAUGCUCUUCCCGGCAUCUUCGUGCCUUCUAAUUUCUUUAACAGAAUCGCAAUCUGCAAUCUCCUGGAUAGAGUCUAUCCAUUAAGUUCUCUCGUCCACGUGUAUCUUACAUAUUAGAAUUGCACGUUCAUUACGAAGGACUUGGAAAUCUUAUAUGGUGACCUUAGAAUCCAGACCAUGCCGAAGAUAAACUAUUAGACGACCAAGAAUGUCGAUAUUCUAAUCAUAUGUGAUCACCACUGUAAUUAAGAUCUCUCGAAUAGAAGAAAACAAUGUAUCGAUGUUUAAUAUUCUUAUGCGUAUUUUGUUUUCCGGAUUUUCUACUCCCUCCUUCUUGCGGAAACAAAUGAGGCCUUAUCUAGUACUCAUUGUGAGUUUGCCCAGAUCACUCAUCGUGGACCUGGGCAAACCCACAAUUAACACAACAAUUUUCGCGGGUCGUUUCAGGGUUUCCAUUCAAAAUGGUGAUGCUUUUCGUGGUAUCUGUAUUCGGACUGUCGCAUGGAUAACGGAUGCCACAAACUUUAGUCGAGCCGUUGUAUUGCAUCACAGAGUUUGGGAUGAUGGUAUAAUAUAUUACAAGUUUUCUCCUGACUUAAAAAUUGUCAGAAUUUUUACUUUGAUAACAAUUAUUGACUACAUCCAACUUGUAACUUGCUUACGUUUUGUAUAUAGAAGAACAGAGGAUAAUUAUAUUUAUAUACAGGAAGGAGAAGGGUGUAAUUCCCAUGUAGGGAAACAAGGUGGACGUCAGAUUCUUAAUUUAGGAAGUAGAUGUUGGAACCUCGGAAUCAUACUUCACGAAUUAUGCCACGCUAUUGGCUUCUAUCACGAACAUACUCGACCGGACCGUGAUAAAUAUAUAAAAAUUUUAUGGGAUAAUAUUAUAGAUGGAAAUAAGACAGUGUUUCAGAUUAACCGCUUCCUUAAAACAUGUGGCACUUAUAGUUACGAUAGCAUUAUGCAUUAUGGGCCUACAAUUUUCGCUAAAGAUGGUAAAAUAACUUUAAUGCCAACGCUUCCAAAUGUUACCCUUAAAGAAGUUUACGACCGGCGAUUUUUGUCAGAAUCCGACAUUGAAUGUAUUAACAAGUUAUACAAAUGCAAAUAACUUCUCUUGUAAAUAUAUAUAUAAAAUUUAGUUCAUUAUGUGAAUUUUAUUGGCAAAACUUUAUUUUAUGUAGGAAAUAAUUAUAUCUUUUCCGUUUUGGAUGGUGUUGAAUAUCCUAAUUCAUAUACAAGUACUUUUUGUAGCUCUAUACUUAAUUUGUCUAAUAUAUUCAAUAAAUUAUUUGUAUUGUCUUGAAAUUGAUUUAUGUUGGUGUGUACGAAAACAAUUUAUUUAUGAACAGAGCAACUUUGAGAUUCCUAGGUAAGCGUUCUCUUAUGAAACCCAAAUUACACUUUACAUGAUACUUUAUAACAUUCGUAUCCGAACUAGUUUAGGAGCGAACUGUGUGGAGAGACUUAUAAUUGUUUGCAAGUAUUUGAGGCUCCUGACAGCACAACAGGCUAAGGAUUUCCUGUGUCUAAAACUAAAACCGUUACCGU